Molecule: messenger RNA, 1293 nt
Organism: Lactuca saligna
Lineage: Eukaryota; Viridiplantae; Streptophyta; Magnoliopsida; Asterales; Asteraceae
Source: the annotation of a GenBank genome assembly
CUUUGAGAUGAAUAAUCAUAUGUUUAACUUGUUUAUCUUUUGAAAACAAAUGUUUACUCUUAUACUCCAUAUGAAGGAGUGAAGGACUAUAUGAAUAACCAGUAGGAUCAUGUAUUCCUUCUUUUUUACCUCAUUCUGUAUUAUGCUCCUAUUCAAUUUCCAUUUUUUUAAUCCAGGAAAGAGUAUUUUGAGGUGACAUAGGCAAGGUUGAGGUCAAUGGUGGAACCAUCAUUUGCAAAAAGAUCUGUGAUUAAUCACCAUGAAUAUCUUCAAGGUGCAAGUAUUAUCACAUCUGACGCAAAUGGAAUUGAUGACAAUGAAGUGUCAACUACAGAAGGUCACCUGAUUUCAUAUGAUUAUCUUGUAAUUGCCACAGGUCACAUGGGUAGUAAAUGUGUCACAAAACCUGAGAAGCUCAGGGAGUAUGAAACAUAUAACGGAAAGAUCAAAUCUUCCGAGUCAAUAUUGAUAAUUGGAGGGGGACCCACUGGUGUGGAACUUGCAACUGAAAUUGCUGUUGAUUUUCCCACCAAAAAGGUGAAACUAGUUCACAAGGGUUCAAGAUUGCUGGAGUUUAUAGAUGAAAAGGGUAGUAAAAAGGUCCUUGAUUGGUUAACUCUAAAGAAAGUUGAGGUAAUUUUAGGUCAAUCUGUUGAUUUGACUUCCAACUCUGAUGAUGGAACUUAUAAAACAUCUGAAGGUGAAACUAUCAUGGCUGAUUGUUAUUUUAAAUGCACAAGUGAUCCGAUUGGUUCAUCAUGGCUUAAAGAGACAAGCCUCAAGGAUAGUUUGAAUGAUAGUGGGAGAUUAAUGGUUGAUGAAAACUUUAGGGUCAAAGGGUUUGAGAAUAUCUUUGCAUUUGGAGAUAUCACUGAUGUUGCAGAACUUAAACAAGGAUAUUUGGCACAAAAGCAUGCUUUGGUGGUUGCUAAAAAUUUGGAGUUGCUGAUAAAUGGAAGUGAUGGGGGCAAUAUGGUAAAGUACACUCCGGGCUCACCAACGACAAUUGUGUCAUUGGGGAGACGAGAGGCCUUGUUGCAAGUAUGGUGUGUGACAUCGAUUGGGAGAGUUCCUGAAUAUGUAGAACCUGCUAGUUUCGUAAUGGCAUUUAACAAAGCCCGAGCUGAUGGAACGCCCUUUCCUCCACCAGACAUAUCCUUUCCUAAAAGCAAUUUCGUGAACUUUUCCUUCACAAUAUCCAAAUCUGAAACUGCAACUCAAUUCUCACCCAAUUUAAUAAAACAAUCCAACAAAAUUGCAGGUUUAGGGCACAACGAAAUCAAUAAAGCAUGA